CCCCUCAGCCAUCACUCCCGUACUCUAUCCAUGAUCCGACAUCAUUUCUUGAUUCUAGUUUCUUCAAAGUUGAAUCCCCAACUUCAAGAUGGACUUGGAGCCUGAAAAUGGCUGUGGAUGUUGGCCAUCGCGACUCCAAGUCUCGUAUUGCGUUCGUAGAAAAAUCCCUUGUCAGUCGUUCCAAUUGUGCUCGACGACUUUAAAGGUCGUCUCCAUUCCGUCACGAGUUGUUUGGCUGUUGUUGACCUUCUUUCAAUCUCACAACCGUUCUGCUACCUUGACCCUCGGAUGCACCAUCUAAUCUAUAAGCAAGAUGCUGAUUCAAUUUUCUCAAAUUUCUGUCUUAUAUCUUCUUGCUGCAUUUACCGCCUCGGCGUUUCCUUUGCUGGAUCCCGGCGGAGGCGGCUCAUCCGCCCCUCCCAGUAUCAAAUUUCUCUCCAAUGCUGUUCAAAGUCGUUUACUCCUAAGAAAUCCGGCGGAAAAUCAGCCUCAAGCACAGUAUUCAAGGCUCUCCAAUUGAAUCUCUGCAACAGUGGCUUCGCGAAGUGCUAUAGCAAGGGGAAGGCAGUCGGAGAAGGCAACUCUGCAAUCUCUCUCACCACGCCCCACGUGGUGACCCUCAACGAGAUCUGUCUCCAAGAUAUCCAGAAUUCCCUCCACCCAACAUUCGCGUCAUCAUGGCCGGACGAUCAUACCUACUACGUCUUCCAACCGGCGAUCGACAAACGCACUAACGGCGCGUAUAAAUGCAAGAACGGCGACCAGUACGGCAUCGCUGUCAUCGGCAGGGUGGCUGCAAGCAAAUGGUCCGGUUUCAAGGCGUAUGGCGGGCAUUACGUCGCACAAGACGGAGGCAAUGAGCAGCGAUCAUUCGCCUGCGCUGCAGCAAGUAGCGAUCACUUCGCUUGCACGACGCAUCUGAACACCACGAAGGCGACAGCGAUGACUCAAUGCAAGGCAUUGAUGUUUGAAGCAGCGCCGUACCUAAAGACAUCUACGGGCUUUUCGGGGUCUACAGUCGUUGGAGGCGACCUGAACUUGAAGUAUGAUCGUGGUGAUAAGUACAAUGUGCAGAAUUGUGUGCCGAAUGGAUAUACUCGGAAGGGAGAUGGGAGCGUGCAGCAAAUCACAUUCUCGAACGAUUUGAAGUUCAAGGAUAGUUCGAAGAUAUCUGUUCCCGGAAUAGAUCAUCCAGGCUGGCUCGUAGAUCUGACGAGGACAUGAGUCUUU
This is a messenger RNA of Eremomyces bilateralis CBS 781.70, 1230 nucleotides long. RefSeq lists its product as uncharacterized. The transcript has a single exon. The record is from RefSeq and is a predicted model, not a curated record. Bases 289 to 1224 code for a protein of 311 amino acids. Lineage: Eukaryota; Fungi; Ascomycota; Dothideomycetes; Eremomycetales; Eremomycetaceae.